Oryza brachyantha (malo sina) is the source of this 3495-nucleotide messenger RNA. RefSeq names its product PH, RCC1 and FYVE domains-containing protein 1-like. Gene Ontology annotation, molecular function: metal ion binding. The coding region runs from base 1 to 3210 and encodes 1069 amino acids. NCBI's taxonomy places the organism in Eukaryota, Viridiplantae, Streptophyta, Magnoliopsida, Poales, Poaceae. The record is from RefSeq and is a predicted model, not a curated record. The transcript is spliced from 9 exons.
AUGGCUGGGGGCUUUGAGGCGAGGGGCUCUGCUACUAGAGGAGUCGAGCAGGCGCUUGUUGCUCUGAAGAAGGGUGCACACCUCCUGAAAUGUGGGAAGAGAGGGAAGCCCAAGUUAUGCCCAUUCAGGCUAUCUUCAGACGAGAAAAUGCUGAUAUGGUAUUCCAAAGAGAGGGAAAAGAGUUUGAGCUUGAGCUGUGUGUCAAGUGUAGUUCUUGGACAUAAGACAGCAAAACUUUUACGUCUGCAAUGGCCAGAAAAGGAAUCGCACUCAUUAUCAGUCUUCUACAAGAAUGGUGAAUGUUCACUUGACUUGAUUUGCAAAGAUAGGGAUCAAGCUGAAUAUUGGUAUCUAGGUCUAACAACCUUACUAUCAGUUCCAUGCAGUCCAGUACUUUUGAUUGACUCAACAAGUAGCCGUCGGAUAAACAGCUGCACAAAUAGCCCUCCUAGCUAUAUUCAGCAAAGGAGUAAGCUAUUUGCCGUGCAUGACACAAGAAAGUACAAACAGGUACACUCAAUAUAUGGCAGUCCCAGGCUGAUGCAGAAAAAUGUUUUGCAAAGCAAUUUGGAUUAUUCAGAACCAUUCUUCUCUCCAAGGCAAAGGACAUGGUCAGACCUAGACCCCUAUAUGGAAAAGAUCACUCCUGAAGUGGUUAAUAGAGUAAAAAACAGUUGCAGGGAUAUAAAAGUUGUUGACAAGCUUAACGAGCGAAUAAUUGCCCAAUUGCCUAAACAAAAAUCAUUUGAGGGGUUACAUGUGGCAUAUGGAACAAAUUCUCUAAAGGACAUCUUUGUCUGGGGAGAUGUUCCUGGCAAUGUUUUAGACUACGGAGAUGUAUCAAAAGCCAAUGUCUCACUUCCAAGGUUAUUCAACACGACCCAUAUUCUUGAUGUACAGAACGUUGCUUGUGGGGAGAAACAUGCAGCUAUAGUUACUAAGCAAGGAGAGGUCUUCUCCUGGGGAGUGGAUAAUGGUGGGAGAUUGGGGCACAAAAUGAGUGUCACUAUAUCAAAUCCUAAAAUUAUCGAUUCUCUCGCCUCUACACGAGUGAAGGCUAUCGCAUUUGGAGCAAAGCACACUUGUGCAGUUUCAGUUUCAGGAGAACUUUAUGAAUGGGGUGAAGGGACUCACUGCUUGGGUUUGUGGGGUGAUCAGUAUCAAAGAAGCCAAUGGUUCCCACAUAAAUUGUUAGGUCCAGUGGAUGGCAUCUCUAUCUUGAAGAUUGCAUGUGGUUAUUGGCACACAGCUAUCAUAUCCUCUGCUGGCCAGCUCUUCACAUAUGGAGAUGGAACAUUUGGUGUUCUUGGACAUGGUGACACGCUAACUGUUGCUCGGCCCAAACAAGUGGAGUCCCUGCAAGGGCUAAGAGCCAAGGCCAUCGCAUGUGGACCAUGGCACACGGCUGCUAUUGUAGAAAGAAUAGGCACUGUCAAGAGCAAUGCUCCUAGUGGGAAGCUGUUCACAUGGGGUGAUGCGGAUAGAGGGAAGUUGGGUCAUGCUGACAAAAAGAUGAAACUUGUACCAGUUUGUGUUGAGCCACUCAAUGAUUUUGAUUUUGCUCAGGUAUCCUGCGCAAAGGCGCAGACCAUCGCGCUUACAAUAACUGGUGUUGUUUUUACCAUUGGAAGCAAGGAACACAGACAAUUAGGGAACCCUCUGUCUGAGGACACAUCUAUUUGGUUGGUUGAGGGGCCACUUAAGACAGAGUUUGUCAGAGAGAUAUCAGCAGGCUCUUCACAUGUAGCAGUUUUGACAAUGAAUGGAAAGGUGUUUACAUGGGGCAAAGGAACAGAGGGGCAACUCGGUUUAGGUGACUAUGUUGACAGGAGCUCCCCAACUCUAGUGGAGGCCUUGGAAGAUAAGCAGGUGCACAGUAUAGCUUGUGGUAUCAACUUCACUACUGCAAUUUGUUUACAUAGGCCACUCUCAAGCAAGGACCAAUCCGUAUGCAGCAACUGCCAGCUAGCAUUUGGCUUUACAAGGAAGAAGCGCAACUGUUACAACUGUGGUUCCAUAUUCUGCAAUUCCUGCAGCAAUAACAGGGUUUCCAGAGCAGCUCUUGCACCAGAUAAGAGCAAAAGGUACCGUGUUUGUGAUCCAUGUUUCAGUCAACUGCAGAAAGUUGAGCAGCUUAGCAAAUUAGGUCCGCAAUUGAAGAUCCAAAAGGAUGAGGUAUGUCCGAUAGAAAUAAGAUCAUAUACACCAAAACUGGCACGCAUAUUCAAGGAAGCAAAUGCCAUUAUGGAGAAAAUGGCAUCAGCACAAAGUCCCCAUCAGAGAAGUCAGAACUUUGCUGCGGCAGAUCAAGGGAGGACACUAAGAUGGGGCCUAGUAGAGUGCCCCAGUCAAUUCAGAUGUGUGCGAAGCAUUCCUUAUUGUUCAACAUCGAACAAACACACAGUCGCUGGUUCUGAUGUAUGGGCAAUCAAUGAGAGAAUGGCACCAAAACCUACCAGCUCUUUCCUCAAAUCUGCUAAUGAUUCAAAAGAGGAAUUAGAUUUGAUGGAAAAUAUAUUAUUGGAAGAAGUGAAACAACUUCAAGAGCAGGUAACCACUCUUGCAAAACAAUGCCGCCAUAGGAGCCUGAAAGUUCAGCUGUACAAACGAAAAGUUGAGGAGACUUGGCUGAUUGCCAAAGAUGAGGCUGCAAAGUGCAAAGCUGCUAAAGACAUAAUUAAGGUUUUGACCGAUCAGCGUGAUUUUUUAUCAAAGAAGCUUUCGGCUGGUGAGAAAUUAGACAACUCCAGAACCAUGCCUAGACACACAUCCAUUGCAAAAUCAGUAAAAGCAGAAUUACCGGAUCCACCUGACAAAAAUGUAGUCACCAGAGAACUUCAACAGUCGAAGAGCAACAAGGAUCACCACAACAGCAGGCAAGUGGAUAGGGGAUGUACACAGCCUUCAAAUGCUUCCACGGCAGGUGACUGGGUUACGCAUCAGAAUUUCAGAAGAACUUCCACUGGCAGCACAGGAUGCACCGAGGGAACAGAUGCCACCACUGCUCCUACCGACUCCAACGGUGUGAUCGAGCAGAUCGAGCGCGGGGUUUAUGCAACCGUGGUUACAUCCCCCGGUGGGAAGAAGUGCAUCAAGCGCAUCCGGUUCAGUCGGAAGCACUUCGGGGAGGAGCAGGCGCAGAAAUGGUGGGAAGCCAAUGAGAGCAUGAUUUUUGCAAAGUACAGCAGCAUGGAGCAGACGUUGGGGUAAUCUCUCCUCCAACUCCAAGCAGCCGAAACCAAACGAAGAAGAAUACACCGGAAUAGUCAGCUCUGCCGCCAAAUUGUUCAUAGGACACACUAGAAGUAGCCCGAAGGAUGCUGCUGCUCGGUGAAGCCGUAGAUUGGAUGGGGAUCAUGGACAAAAUCAUAAAAGGGAGGUUGAGAAAUCAAUUGUAAGCUGCAUCCGGGUGCAGUUGGAUUCCGGAAUUUUGGAGUAGGAUCUGGGGUUCGAGUGUUUAACCUCUCCAUCGUUUGUGCAUGCGCGUUUGAGUUG